AUGUGGCAGUUUCAUGUUGGUUAUCUUGAGAAAACAGUAUAUAUCUACAUCCCUAAAGGCAGAAAUAUAAAUAUACAUGUUGAUAUUCUCAUCAACCCAACGUCAGUCCUUGCUCUUCACCAUAACCAGCAUCACGAGGCUAAGGAUUUAGUACGUGAAGGCAACUGAUGGCGACAUUGGAUCUACGCAAACACGAUAUUGUCAGCCGCAGUUCGUGUCUACCACCAUUUGUUGAUUUUAUGCCUUCACGCGCGUUUGAAGUACUUUUAUACAACUCUAUGAGUGGCGGAGUUUGUGACCAGAGACACCCCGCCAUUUCUUGGCAUCUCCACCCGCGCGGGAGCCAAUAAUUAGCCCCGAGACUAACGAGGGGCCGUUCGCCUUCAAACGCUAAUCCGAAAGAGGCGUUUGACGAAGGAGGUAAUCCGACAAUAGAAUAACGCUUAUGACGAGCAACCUCACCGCCGUCGUGGUAUAGGCUCGUUGACGACGGAAGACACUUUAAUGUAUCCACAGCCGCACCGCCGGUGGCUUGGGUAAUUGUCAGCGCCAAAAUCCUUGAUGUCGUGUUUUUCCGCAAACAGCUUGUGCCAAUGCCGACAAACUCCAUGGAGCCAAUGAUAAUUACAAAGACGUUGACGAUCGGCAGUGAUUGAUAUCAGGACAACAGGAUGAGAAGUAACAAUAGACCUCGUAACUUCGUAUAUUUCCCUAUCUCAAUGAGCUGUCAUGAGAGGAAACUAUAAAGUCAGCCACUUCCUCUGACAGUUGUCAUAUUCUCUAUCUCAUCAGCAGCUUCCUUUAAUAUCUCCGAGGCAUCAAUAAUAAUAUUUCGAAGUCUCUCAAUCUUCAAUAUCUUUAAUCAUGCUUCCUCGAUCCCUCCUGCUCCUUUGCUCCAUUGCCAGCGCUGUGGCGACGGGCGCGUGUACUGAUGGCAUCUACAACCCGCCUGUGGGAACGUCCUUUGUGACCGUCAACACCAAGGUCGGAAUGCCUUAUAAUAUCACCACCCCCGAUGGAAUCGUCGCAAUGGUGCCUAUCGCAACUGGCAAUAUUAGCGGCCAGUUCAAUGGGCAUCUCAUCGCAAAUCUGUCUGCCGAGACUGAGAGGUUGUUGAAUUCGAAGACUGGAACGUACAGCACUGUUGAGACGAGAUGGGUGUUUGAGAACGAUAAGGGCGAUCGGAUACUAGCCGACAUGAAAGGACUGACGACUUACUCUGCGGCAGCUCUCCAUGGAUUCGGUACUGCUUACCUUUCCACGGAAGUUGAGGAAUUCUAUUGGGUUAAUUGGGAACUUUUCCUUAUCGAGUGGCAGGGCAGCUUCAACACUGGUGAUGCCAAGUUUGAGUUCUUUCAGAUCACUACUGGUGGACGCAAGGAUGGCCAGCCGAUUCCAAAUUAACUUCUGGUCGCUGAAAUACGGGGUGAUGGGCGGCUAAUCAAAUACUUAGACGCCUUAAUUGUUGCAUAGAGUUUAUAUUUUCGGGUGUAUUCCUCAAUUUGGGUGGAUUUGAAAUGUUACAUUUUAGAUUUGCCGCAUAUAAAAUUUAUAUUGCUAAUUCUAAAGGGAUGACGAUUUUAAUAUCAGACCAAC
Molecule: messenger RNA, 1596 nt
Organism: Pseudogymnoascus verrucosus
Lineage: Eukaryota; Fungi; Ascomycota; Leotiomycetes; Thelebolales; Thelebolaceae
Exons: 3
Coding region: 865-1404 (179 amino acids)
Source: RefSeq, a predicted model, not a curated record